UCCACUCUGCCAUUGGUGGAUGCUUCUUCAGGCUGUUCCCUGCUGCUGCUCAAAAGGGGCUGAGAUCCCUGGGGACCUCAGACUCACCUGGACCUCCUAAUACAGGAGCCAUGAUCUGGCAGUUAUGGGCCUCCUGCCUUUUCCUGCUAUUCCUGGUCGACUUUGCUCAGCUGACCCAGAUGCUGCAAAAGAUGAAGAUGGAUUGCUAUAAGGGCGUGACAGGCACCAUCUAUGAGUAUGGAGCCCUCACCCUCAAUGGUGAGGAGUACAUCCAGUUCAAGCAGUAUGCAGGCAAGCACGUCCUCUUUGUCAAUGUGGCUACCUAUUGAGGCUUGACAGCUCAAUAUCCUGAACUGAAUGCACUGCAGGAGGAGCUGAAGCCUUUUGGUGUAGUGGUGUUGGGCUUUCCCUGCAACCAAUUUGGAAAGCAAGAACCAGGAAAGAACUCAGAGAUCCUUUAUGGGCUCAAAUAUGUGCGUCCAGGUAGUGGCUUUGUCCCAAAAUUUCAGCUCUUUGAGAAAGGGGAUGUGAAUGGAGAAAAAGAGCAAAAAGUCUUUACCUUCCUGAAGAACUGCUGCCCUCCAACCUCUGAUCUUUUGGGCUCAUCAAACCAACUCUUCUGGGAGCCCAUGAAGGUCCAUGACAUCCGCUGGAACUUUGAGAAGUUCCUGGUGGGACCCGAUGGAGUCCCUGUCAUCCGUUGGUUCCACCAGGCUUCAGUCAGCACAGUCAAGUCAGACAUCCUGGAGUACCUGAAGCAGUUCAAAACUGAGUAG
Molecule: messenger RNA, 776 nt
Organism: Manis pentadactyla (Chinese pangolin)
Lineage: Eukaryota; Metazoa; Chordata; Mammalia; Pholidota; Manidae
Gene: GPX6
Product: glutathione peroxidase 6
Exons: 5
Biological process (GO): response to oxidative stress
Molecular function (GO): glutathione peroxidase activity
Source: RefSeq, a predicted model, not a curated record